Messenger RNA from Carica papaya (papaya), 1053 nucleotides. RefSeq names its product non-intrinsic ABC protein 3 (gene ABCI17). The record is from RefSeq and is a predicted model, not a curated record. Gene Ontology annotation, cellular component: membrane. Gene Ontology annotation, molecular function: phosphate transmembrane transporter activity; ATP binding; ATP hydrolysis activity. Gene Ontology annotation, biological process: phosphate ion transmembrane transport. NCBI's taxonomy places the organism in Eukaryota, Viridiplantae, Streptophyta, Magnoliopsida, Brassicales, Caricaceae.
UAGAUUUGAUCUUAACUGGGUACGGUUCUAUUCUGGUGAAGUCAAAUAUCAAACCUUGACUUCAAUUUCUCUCUCCCUCAACCAUGCCUUCUGUUCCUCAACAUGAGGAGGCGCGUGAGCAUCUCCUGCAGAUCGACCGUGGCCUCGGAUCCCAGGGAUUCAAGAUCCGAGUUACCGACUUGAGCCGAUUAUCCGACUCGGGAACUCCGAUUUUGAACCGGGUGAACAUGGAUAUACCUGAAGGAAUUAUCGUGGGGAUCAUAGGGCCCAGUGGCAGCGGCAAAUCAACGCUUCUCAGGGCUCUCAAUCGUCUCUGGGAGCCACCUGCUGGAGCCGUCUUCUUGGACGGUCGUGAUAUUAGGGAUCUCGACGUUAUAGCCCUUCGCCGUCGAGUCGGCAUGCUCUUCCAACUUCCGGCGCUAUUCCAAGGCACAGUUGCAGAUAAUGUAAGAUAUGGGCCGCAACUGAGAGGACAAAGGUUAACAGAUAGUGAAGUUUGCAAAUUACUGAUGCUUGCAGAUCUUGAUUCCUCCUUUCUGGUUAAGAGCGGUAAUGAAUUAUCAGUUGGUCAAGCUCAAAGAGUUGCACUUGCUAGAACCUUAGCUAAUAAUCCAGAGGUUUUGCUGUUGGAUGAGCCAACGAGCGCUCUCGAUCCGAUAUCGACGCAGAAUAUAGAAGAUGCUUUAGUGAAGUUGAAGAAGAAAAAUGGAAUGACAACAGUGAUGGUGUCUCACAGUAUCAAACAAAUCCAGAGGAUUGCUGAUAUUGUUUAUCUUCUUGUUAAUGGUGAGGUUGUUGAAGUUCUAAAACCUGAUGAGCUCUCUCAAGCCAAACAUCCUAUGGCACUCAAGUUCCUUCAACUCAGCUCUUAACAAGUUUUUAUUUAGCAUUGUAAGCAUUUUGUUCAAUAAGUCUGGCUUUGGUUGUAUUUGUAAGACAUUAUCAAUCGCAUAAACUUGUGUAAUUAUCUCAUUAAGAAUUAGAAUACUAUAAUUUAUGUUGUGUUUUCUGUAAUUUUUACUUUCAUGUUCAUAAUUACCUAGACUUGUGCAA